Pyrgilauda ruficollis (rufous-necked snowfinch) is the source of this 3187-nucleotide messenger RNA. It is a transcript of the gene NFS1, whose product is annotated as NFS1 cysteine desulfurase. The coding region runs from base 46 to 1449 and encodes 467 amino acids. Gene Ontology annotation, cellular component: cytosol; mitochondrion; nucleus. Gene Ontology annotation, biological process: [2Fe-2S] cluster assembly. The transcript is spliced from 13 exons. Lineage: Eukaryota; Metazoa; Chordata; Aves; Passeriformes; Passeridae. The record is from RefSeq and is a predicted model, not a curated record. Gene Ontology annotation, molecular function: cysteine desulfurase activity; pyridoxal phosphate binding.
GUACCGGAAGAGGCGGGUACGGCCGCGCUCCGUGCGUCGGGCGCUAUGCUGCUGUGGCGGCGCUUGGCGGCCCUGAGGGGCGAGCGAGCCCCGCGGCGGCUCCGAGGCGGGGGACCGGGAUCGGGACCUGGAUCUGGAUCUGGAUCGCGACCGGGACCGGGACCAGGGCCAGGACCAGGACCAGGAGCGGGACCGGGACCGGGACCGGGACCGGGGCAAACCAGCGAUGGCAGCGGUGCUUCUCGGCCGCUUUACAUGGAUGUCCAGGCCACCACCCCGCUGGAUCCCAGAGUCCUGGACAGCAUGCUCCCAUACCUGACAGCCUACUAUGGCAACCCCCACUCCAGGACCCACGCCUACGGCUGGGAGAGCGAGGCUGCCAUGGAGAAAGCGAGGCGGCAAGUUGCAAAUUUAAUAGGAGCUGAUUCGCGGGAAAUUAUAUUUACCAGUGGUGCAACAGAAUCCAAUAAUAUGGCAAUUAAGGGUGUUGCAAGGUUCUAUAAAGCCAGAAAAAAGCAUAUCAUUACUACGCAAACAGAGCACAAGUGUGUGUUGGAUUCUUGUCGUUCCCUGGAAACAGAAGGUUUUCACAUCACAUAUCUACCUGUUAAAAAAAAUGGGCUCAUAGACCUGAAGGAGCUGGAGGCUGCAUUCCAGCCUGAUACAAGUUUGGUUUCUGUAAUGACUGUAAAUAAUGAAAUAGGAGUAAAGCAGCCAAUUCAUGACAUUGGUGAGAUCUGCCGUGCACAUAAGGUUUUCUUCCACACGGAUGCUGCACAAGCAAUUGGUAAAAUUCCUAUGGAUGUCAACAACAUGAAAAUUGACCUAAUGAGCAUCAGUGGCCAUAAAAUCUAUGGGCCCAAAGGGGUUGGUGCUCUCUAUGUUCGCCGUCGACCACGUGUCAGGCUAGAACCCCUGCAGAGUGGGGGAGGCCAGGAGAGAGGACUGCGGUCUGGGACUGUGCCCACACCUCUGGCAGUGGGACUGGGGGCAGCAUGUGAAGUGGCACAGCAAGAGAUGGAGUAUGACCAUAAGCGAAUCUCACAAUUGGCACAACGACUGGUUACGAAAAUAAUGAGUGAAGUUCCUGAUGUGGUGAUGAAUGGAGAUCAAGAGCAUCGCUAUCCAGGAUGCAUCAAUUUAUCUUUUGCAUAUGUGGAAGGGGAGAGUCUUCUGAUGGCUCUGAAAGAUGUGGCUCUGUCUUCAGGAAGUGCUUGCACAUCAGCUUCUCUGGAGCCUUCCUAUGUUUUGCGGGCAAUUGGAACAGAUGAAGACUUGGCUCACUCAUCUAUAAGGUUUGGCAUUGGUCGUUUCACUACAGAAGAAGAAGUGGAUUAUACAGUGCAGAAGUGCAUACAGCAUGUGAAGAGGUUGAGGGAAAUGAGCCCUCUCUGGGAAAUGGUGCAGGAUGGAAUUGACCUCAAAAGCAUUAAAUGGACUCAGCACUGAGAAAACAUUGCUAUCCAUGGACUAGAUAUAGAUUAAAAUGCAUUUUUCUGUACAGUCUUGAGCAAAUUAUGCAGCACUUCUGUUUUCUGACACUGCAGUUUGACCAGAGAACUACUCUUUCAGACCACAAAAUCUAAGAAGCCAAAAAUAAAACUGGUUUUUAUCAUGGAGAAAGGGAGGCUGAUCCAACACCCACUGUGUUUCUAUUGACACACAGAAAUUUAUGUGUAAUUUAUUCAGAAAUGUAUUUUCUAAUGUGAAAAUUAAAUCAGCAUGUUACUCCCAGGCCAGUGAAUUCUGGCAAGAGGUUGCUUCCCGGUGUAAUUCAUCCCAAGUCACUGUUGUGUUUGCACCACAGACCUGUUGCCAAUUUGUUCUGUUUGAUGUGGGUAUCCUGCAACAUCAGCUGGGUUUUGCCUCUCAAAUGCCUUGUAUUGCAAGAAAUUUUCAGAUAGGAGGACACUUGGAUCUCUAGAGGAAAGCCAUGCCUCAGUGUGGCUAUGUGCCUUCACAGAUAAGUUUUAUGUGUAGUUAAGAACAACUUUUUUCUGAAAUUGAGUAUUUUUGGCUUAUUUUCCUUGGGGUUUUUUGUGUGUGUAUGUGCAUUAAUUCAAAAGAUUCUUCUGUGUUCCAGAGUUUAUGAUACAAUCAUGAUGCACUUUGCUGUCCCCUCCAUUGGGUUUUUUCCAUGCAAUUUUUUUCUCAGUGAGGAUAGAAAACUUGAAUGACUGGGGGAGGGGAUAAGCAGAAUAUGUUAGCUUUGUGGCAGCACCAGUUUGGUGAGAGCAUGAGUGGUAGAGGUGGUGGGGAGAGCAGAUACAGUGCAAUGUCUUAAGGCAGUCUGGGGUUUUGGGGUUUUUUUCUUGGGUUUUUUUUCUCCCCUUGUCAUGAGACCUUUGUUGUUACUUGGUUUGCCUGUGGGCCCUUGGUUUCUGUCACUGCAAGGAGUCUGCCCAGCUCAGCCAGUGUAUUUUGUCUGGAGAUAGGAAAGGUAAGAACGCUGGGCACUGAAGUUUUCUGUUUUCUUUGUCUCACAGACUGUACUGUCUGACUAGAGAUUCUCACAGGAAUCCAUUCCCUGCACAUGCUGGGGGAAGUAUCUGUUAAAAAGGGUUUGAUGAGAUUAAUUUUUAUCAGUGUUUUUCCUUUCUUACCUUUGGUGAUCUUUCCAGUAAGAAACUGAACCCUGUAUGGCAAAGUGCCUUUUUUUCAGUGCAUAAACAAAGAGCUCCCAAAUUAGUUGUGUUGAUUGCUGGAUGCUGUGUUAGCUGCUGAAUUUGGUAUACCCCAUAGACAAUAUGUUCAUCUUCAGAUUGGGAUGGAAUCUACCUCGAGGAUCAACCGUGUCGUGUAAAAGCUGAAGCUGAAUCUCACAAGAUGGAUUGUUUCACAGAAGCUUGUGCAUUUUUUGUAACUAAGGACAGAUUUAGUUGUUUGUAAUGCAAAGCUAAUCCUUGGUUGUUCUAUUUCAAAUUACCAGCUUUAGCAGUUUUAAUAUUGUAGUGCUGGCACCUUAUAUUUCAUCACAAUAUUUUUUAAACUACCAUAUGCAUAAAUAUGUUUUAGCAUAUUGUAUGUAUGUUUAGGUGUUGUAUGUACUCUUUUUCAUCCUUGGGCCAUACGUAUUUUCUGGAUUAAGCAUAUGAUAACAUGCUUUCCUAGCAUGUUUUAGAAAUAUAUGUUUAUGAAUUGUUCUUUGUGUUUUGAGAGUGAUAAAAAAUUACAGAUAAGAAUUAAA